GUGGAGAGCAUGACCGCGGAGGACGGCCACACCGUUGUCACUUCUCGGCACUCGGGACUUCGCUCCCACCGGACCCAAAACCUGUUGACGGAAGGGGUGAUUAUGGUGAUGUGGUCCGGAGCGAUGUGGUUCAUGGAGGUGAUUGCCUUCUUAGUGGCAUUCAACAGCGACGAGCCCUCACAUGAUUGGUAUAACUACCUGUGGUACAUUCCCUCCAGCCUUAACUGCCUGCGAGGGAUAGGCAUCUUCCUCAUCGUGGUGUUGACGCCUGAGAACCGUAGCAAGCUGGCGCGAACAUGUAACCGAGUGAUCCGGUCCAUGACGGCCUGCAACUACAAGGCCCGAAGCUCAAACCUGACGGCUCGCUCCAGGUCUUCUGAUGUCCAGGCGGUGGGCAUCCGGCGUUUCAACAUGUCUAUACACGAGGGAAUUGAUCUGAACACUGAUGUCACUUCUGAUGAGACAUUAAGUUCUUCAUUAGCUGAUUCUGAACUCGGGUCAGGAAUAGGUGAGGCUGAUGUGUCAGCCAAACGUCAUAAAAAAUCCCAAUGAAGUUUGCCUACUGUUUUACUUCUUGCUGGUGACUGUAAGUUUGCCACCGCUGCCCACUGGAUGGGUGUGGUGUGCAUAAUAGAAAAACUAAACUAUAUUUUUAUCUCUAACUUGUUUGCCACUUAUCUACGGUAUGGAUAUUUACCCCAGAAAAUAUUAAUUAAAAUCUUGUUUGGCUAGUAGUGAGCAUAGAAAUCAGGGAGACUUUCUGAUGGAUAUAUGGAAUUAAUAAGGAAAUACUGUGACAAAGUAGAGAAAUAUUUGUGACAAAGUGAUAAAGUAGUAAGCUGUGACAAAGCUUGUUGACAAGCAUUAUAAGUCCUAUAGCAAUGAGAUCUAUGUCACAAAAGCUGUGUAUUCAGACCGACUUUGGUCAAGACAACCCUCUUAAUCUGUUGAUGCAAAAUGCUACGGGUGCACAAAUUUCUAUAACAACAUGAUAUAAUUACACUAA
This is a messenger RNA of Procambarus clarkii (red swamp crayfish), 1006 nucleotides long. Lineage: Eukaryota; Metazoa; Arthropoda; Malacostraca; Decapoda; Cambaridae. The record is from RefSeq and is a predicted model, not a curated record.